Lachancea nothofagi CBS 11611 is the source of this 1923-nucleotide messenger RNA. NCBI's taxonomy places the organism in Eukaryota, Fungi, Ascomycota, Saccharomycetes, Saccharomycetales, Saccharomycetaceae. The record is from the annotation of a GenBank genome assembly.
AUGAGACUAGGUUUUCUGAUUGCUACUGUCUUGGCUUCGAGCCAAGCAGUGGCGCAAACGGAAAUUACACAGCCUUCGGUGGAGGAUACAACGAAUUUUUGCAAGAUGGACAAGGACUCUCUUGUAGGAGCUAGUUGCGAUGUGACUUUCAAGGAAAUCAACGAGAUCAACAGCAAGAUACGGCCGGAGCUACUGUCCCUCGUGCACAGCGAUUUCUUCAAGUACUUCAAGCUGGAUCUAUACAAGCAGUGCACAUUCUGGAACGAUAACAACGGGUACUGCGUGAACCGCGCAUGCGCGGUCGAUGUUGUCGAGGAGUGGGAUCAGCUUCCCGAGUAUUGGCAGCCCGAAGUUUUGGGCGGUCUUGCGAACGAAAGUUUGAGCGAUGACGAAGCUCUCAAUGAUGAGUGCUCAUUCCUGGACCAGUUGUGUGACAAUUCGCAACUUAGAAUUAACAAAAAUGGCCCCGAUAUUGAUUACUGCGACACAGGUGACUUCCAUAACAAACAGUCCGUACUUGUGGAUCUAACAGCCAAUCCUGAGCGGUUCACGGGCUACGGUGGUGAGCAAUCUUCUCAGAUUUGGUCUAGCAUUUACCGCGAAAACUGCUUCUCACAGAAUGAAACAGGCCAAUGUCUGGCCAAAGACGCUUUCUACAGGCUCGUUUCAGGUUUGCACGCUUCCAUUGGAACUCAUCUUUCAAACGACCAUUUGAACACCGAAACUGGUCGUUGGGAACCCAAUCUAGAGUUGUUUAUGGCUCGCGUUGGCGAUUUUCCAGACAGAGUCGCCAACAUAUAUUUCAACUACGCCGUCGUUGCCAAAGCGCUAUGGAAAAUUCAGCCUUAUCUCGCCCAUCUAAACUUCUGCAAUGCAUACCACGAAGACGUCAAAUCAAUGAUAACCAGCGUUGUCUCUAACCUAGAUUCUAAGAUUUUCAACGAAAAUCUACUAUUCAACGACGACAUCAGUUCAAAUUUGAAGGACGACUUCAGAUCUCGGUUUAAGAAUGUUACCAAGAUCAUGGAUUGUGUUCAUUGUGAUAGAUGCAGGAUGUGGGGCAAAGUCCAGACGACUGGUUAUGCCACAAGCUUGAAAAUAUUGUUUGAGAUCGACUCAGAAGACGAAAAAGCAAAGCAAAAUGUUGUUGACAAGUUGACCAAAUACGAGCUUAUCGCGCUAUUUAACACAUUUGACAGGUUAUCCAAAAGCAUAGAAUCAAUUAACAAUUUUGAGAAACUGUACACUGACAGACUUUUGACGGCCGGCGACAGAAUUCUAGCUCUCUUCAAGAGUAACAACUUUUUCAAGCUCUUGGGUAAUGCUGGAAAGAGCUUUAGCUCCUCGUUGAGAAAUAGGUCAGAUGAUUCAGUAAUAUCUGAGCUUGAGAUAUCUGAACCCGCAAUUACGGAACACAAGAUGGCCGAGGCUGAAAUUGAAAAGCCAGAAAUUGAAAAGCCAGAAAUUAAUGAGUAUGAGGUUGUUGAGCCCAAGACCACUGAGAAUGAGGUAGCUGAGCCCAAUGUUGCUGAACCUACAACUGCUGAGCCAGAGGAUGCUGAACCCAAAACUGCUGAGCCAGAGGAGGAUGAACCCACAACUGUUGAGCCAGAGGAGGCUGAACCUACAACUGCUGAGCCAGAGACCGAAGUCAAAUUUCAAGAUGUGAAAUUGCCUCCCCAGAAAGAUGUUCUCAGGAAGCUCGAGAGCAACAACACGAUAAUCAAAGCAUGGAACACCGAAGUUCACAAUUUAAAUGUGGCACUGCGGUUUAUUUUCCAUAGUUAUCUUGAUUUGCCUAGAAACAUAGCGAGAAUGGCUUUGUACAGGCUAAACUCCUUCUGGAAUUUUUUCGUCGGUGUACCAAAAUAUGUGAACGACGAGGAUCAAAACCAAGCAACUUAUGAGUUGAACAUCCAGUAA